This is a messenger RNA of Xenopus tropicalis (tropical clawed frog), 1781 nucleotides long. RefSeq names its product basic leucine zipper and W2 domains 2 (gene bzw2). Gene Ontology annotation, biological process: regulation of translational initiation. The record is from RefSeq and is a predicted model, not a curated record. Gene Ontology annotation, cellular component: cytoplasm. The coding region runs from base 114 to 1373 and encodes 419 amino acids. The transcript has 12 exons. Lineage: Eukaryota; Metazoa; Chordata; Amphibia; Anura; Pipidae.
UAGGAGUUAGUCCGAGAAGAGACUGCCCUUCAGCCAGUGUCCUACUGUCUGCUUGUGUCUGUGUGUCUGUCUGUGUGACAGCGGAGCCACCCGAGCAGCAAUACAGAAAUUUUAUGAAUAAGCACCAGAAGCCAGUGCUAACAGGCCAACGGUUUAAAACCAGAAAGAGGGAUGAAAAAGAGAAAUUUGAGCCUACAGUAUUUAGGGAUACCAUUAUUCAAGGCCUCAAUGAAGCAGGGAACGAUUUGGAAGCAGUAGCAAAAUUCCUCGAUACAACAGGAUCAAGACUUGAUUACCGCCGCUAUGCUGAAACCCUGUUUGAUAUCCUGAUUGCUGGAAGCAUGCUGGCUCCGGGAGGAAGCCGUAUUGAUGAUGGAGACAAAACUAAGCAGACCAAUCACUGUGUGUUUGCAGCUGAAGAGGACCAUGAAACCAUGCGAAAUUAUGCUCAGGUUUUCAGGAAAUUGAUCAGAAGAUACAAGUAUUUGGAAAAAGCUUUUGAAGACGAAAUUAAAAAGCUCCUUCUUUUCCUAAAAGCAUUUUCAGAAUCAGAGCAAACAAAGUUGGCUGUGCUCACAGGAAUAUUAUUAGCCAGUGGAACUCUCACGUCCGUCAUCCUAACAAGCCUCUUCACUGAGAACAUAGUGAAAGAAGGCAUUUCUGCAUCAUUUGCAGUCAAACUUUUCAAAGCAUGGAUGGCCGAAAAGGACGCCACUGCCGUGACCUCGGCUUUAAGAAAAGCGAAUCUAGACAAGCGAUUACUGGAGCUGUUUCCAGCAAACAAGCAAAAUGUAGAGCACUUUGCCAAGUAUUUCAAUGAUGCUGGCCUGAAAGAGCUCUCUGAUUUCCUGCGGGUCCAGCAGACUUUAGGAACACGCAAAGAGCUCCAAAAGGAGCUACAGGAGCGUCUCUCUCAGGAAUGUCCUAUAAAAGAGGUAGUGCUGUAUAUGAAAGAGGAAAUGAAGCGAAAUGAAUUACCAGAAAUGGCAGUGAUUGGACUCCUGUGGUCUUGCAUCAUGAAUGCCGUGGAAUGGAACAAAAAAGAGGAGCUGGUUGCAGAGCAGGCUCUAAAACAUUUGAAGCAUUAUGCACCGUUGUUGGCUGUAUUUAGCACUCAAGGCCAAUCAGAACUCAUCCUACUGCAGAAGAUCCAGGAAUACUGUUACGAUAACAUUCAUUUUAUGAAGGCGUUCCAGAAAAUUGUAGUUCUUUUCUACAAAGCUGAUGUCUUGAGUGAAGAGGCAAUUUUGAAAUGGUACAAAGAAGCACAUGUUGCUAAAGGCAAGAGCGUCUUUCUUGACCAGAUGAAGAAAUUUGUUGAGUGGCUGCAAAAUGCAGAAGAAGAAUCAGAGUCAGAAGGCGAAGAUAACUAAACAGUGAAAAUAAAAGCACAACUUUGGAUAUUUAUUGGACAUCUGCUGGAAUUUCUGUUCAAUCCGAACAAGAGAGGCUUUAAUGCUAUAUCUAACACAAUAUUGCCUAGCAGUUCCCCCUGUGUAUAGGAAAAGUAUUCCGAAUUCAGCUCUCAGGCAUUAAGCACCUCUUUUGGAACUCUACCUCUGGCUUACGUUACACGAUUUUAGGCAAAGCCAUUCAGCCAAGGGCCAUAUGGGAAGAGAGGAAUGGGAUAUCCUUGGACUCCUUUUAUUAGUCUUUUCAGACACCACAUGAAUAAACUCCCUACUGAACAGUUAGUUGUGAUAGUAGCUCAGUAUUGCUUGUGUAUGUAACCCGAGGUCGAGAGAUUUUUUUUUCUUUGGAAUAAAAGCUUUUUAUCUUAA